This is a messenger RNA of Oikopleura dioica, 1194 nucleotides long. NCBI's taxonomy places the organism in Eukaryota, Metazoa, Chordata, Appendicularia, Copelata, Oikopleuridae. The record is from the annotation of a GenBank genome assembly.
AUGCACUUUCCAGAGACACUACCGCCUGACAGCGAUCCAUAUCCCAGCAGCACGAUUUCGUCUAAACCUCCGAAAGCUCCAAGCCGCUUACAACGAUUUCGGCCACCUCCGCUCACACUACCAGGAGAGUCCACCGAUCAACGAGUCCCAAGCCUCCCUCAGGAAGCAACUUUCAACCUCAAUGCUCGUUACCCUCAACAUGCAAACACGCACAAUCCCGCAGAUCUUUGCAAUCCUUCAUUUGACCGCUCGUUGGACUCAUGCUACUAUCCCAGCCCGUAUCCAAGCAUGCCCAGCUGCGAACUGACCCCUGCUACUCCCGUCUUCACACCGACUCCCUCGGUGUUCACACCUUGCAUAACUCCUCGCAGUUCUACCAAGUUCACACAGUCAGUUGGCCACAUUUUCGCAAAAUUCAAGAACAAAAAGCCAAUUUCAUUAUGGACACGUGAAGAUGUAAUCCAAUGGGCAAACUGGAUCAAGGAUGAAUUUCGAUUAGACUCGUUCAAUAUAAACAAUAUCGAUGGCAGUCAGCUGCUCGGCCUCACCAGAGACGAGUUUCUCUACCUCUGGCCGCCUCUUGUCGGUGAUAUUCCUUGGGAACAUAUGAACUUCCUCAAGACCAAUUUUACCUAUCUGAGCGAAGAGCAACCGAUCAAAACUGAACCGGAAGAGGAGAUUCCUCGAUCCCGUUUUCACUCAGAAGAUUUGCUCAGCUCGUCGCCACCGAAGAAGCCUCUUCUAGAGCGCGGGCGAUCCCUCUCCGCAGGUUCACCCGUUACCGCGCUUGCCGACCUUCCGCCUGAUCGUCGGACUGAGAUGCUUCGAAGUCGUCUCUCGAGCGCUGCGAGCGGUCCCACCCAGCUUUGGCUGUUCCUUUUGGAGUUACUCCUGCUUGAUCCGGAUCAAAGCUGCAUUAGCUGGACGAAAAAAGGCUGGGAGUUUGUCAUGGCGGAUCCUGACGAGGUGGCACGGCGAUGGGGAAUUAGAAAAAAUCGUCCGCAGAUGAGCUACGAUAAGCUGAGUCGGGGACUGCGCUAUUACUACGACAAGGGAAUUUUGGAAAAGGUCACUGGAAGAAGAUUCGUUUACCGGUUCACGGCAGAUCUUGAGAAACAGCUUGGAAUCAGCCCUGAUCAGGUUCAUAAGAACUACCCGGUGGGCGACGAUACUAAUCAAGAAAAAGAAACCUAA